CUUCCUUCGUCAGACCUGUACUUGACUUGUCAUCAAGUUUUGGUGGCAGCGCCGGGAAAAUAUUUAAUCUAAAUCUCAUUUUAACCUAUCGUAUUCCCUUUCAGAUACUUGGGGUGCUGUGGUACUUCAUCACGACAGUAUCGUGCGACAUCGCCCCCGGAAUAAAUGCCUAUUUACCCCCCGUAAAACCCGAUUUUCCCCAUCAAAAGCCGCCACCUGAGCCACCCUAUUUACCUCCUAAACUACCAACCCCUAGUCCACCAGCCCCCACACCUAAAAUAUACGUGCCUCCUGUCCCGCCUCAAAGACCACCAACUCCACCCCCUCCGCCAAGGCCUCCAUUACCGCCUUCAAGACCUCCAAUCCCGCCGCCAGUUUAUCCACCACCCAGACCUUCAAUACCCCCCGUAGGACCUCCGGUACGACCGCCACCUAGACCUUCUCCAAGGCCUCCGCCGUACCUGCCCCCCAUUCCAGGUCCUGGACCACGACCACCAGCACCUCCACCACCCACUCCCCGCCCACCCAGUUUUCCUGGGCCUGCACCUUAUCCGCCACCGGGUCCGCCAUCAUUUCCCGGACCAACACCGAAACCGCCAGGUCGUUAUGUUCCUCCACCGUCAGGACCUGGGCCUAGACCUACGCCAGGACCCACCCCUCGGCCACCUCAGAUUCCAGGACCGGGACCUAAGCCACCAGGUCCUUAUAUUCCUCCACCAGGCCCACGAAAUCAACCUCCAGGUACCGGAGGGGGCGAGGUAAAUUCAAUAUCAAAAUUAUUAAAUUUCAAAGUCUGCGUCCAGGAUAUCCCGGUGGUACACCUGGCAGACCAUCUAUACCAUCACAACCACCAGGACGUCCAUUCACCCCAGGAGGCCCUAGUCCGGGUUAUCCAGGAGUACCAUCGAUACCAACAGGCCCCCCUGGUCGCCCAUUUAUUCCAGGAGGACCCAGUCCUGGCUAUCCGGGUGUACCGUCUGCACCAUCCCCAGGGCGACCUUUUACCCCAGGAGGGCCCGGUCCUGGAUAUCCAGGAAGACCAACAUCUCCGGGACGACCCUAUACCCCAGGAGGACCCGGUCCUGGAUAUCCAACUGGUAGACCGAGCAUACCAAGUCGGCCAUCACAACCAGGAGGCUACACACCUGGAUACCCUUCUAGCAGGCCCCCUUCACCUCCACCUGACCGACCGUCAAUACCAGGAGGAUAUAGACCCGGAUAUCCCUCUAGCAGGCCCCCCUCCCCACCCCCUAGUCGACCGUCAACACCACGAGGUCCACCGCCAACUCAACGCUACACUCCUACCACCGGUGGUUAUGAUUACCCAAAACCAACAGGUCCUCAGUUCCCAACCAGGCCUCCAGCGAGGCCAUCAACGCGACCUCCGGCAUAUCCGACUGGACCUCCUGCGAGACCCCCGACAUACCUCCCACCGGCUAGACCCACCCCGCCUACCAGUACGGGACAACCCUAUACGCCUGGCGGGGGAUACGACUACCCCAAGCCACCAAAUCGAUUCGAAGACGGCCAAAAGUACACCCCCGGCGGGGGGUACAAGUACUAGAAAUCAGUAUUAAUUCUAUUGCUAAUGCAAGACUUUGUAUUUUCGAGCAUAUCAUCAAAUCAAAUUUAAUGGCAACACCGCACCAAGUGCAAUUAAGGGAUGCUAGUAAAAUAACCUAACGAAAA
Agrilus planipennis (emerald ash borer) is the source of this 1689-nucleotide messenger RNA. Its product is annotated as max-binding protein MNT-like. Lineage: Eukaryota; Metazoa; Arthropoda; Insecta; Coleoptera; Buprestidae. The annotation marks the transcript as partial. The record is from RefSeq and is a predicted model, not a curated record. The transcript is spliced from 12 exons.